Molecule: messenger RNA, 2901 nt
Organism: Osmia lignaria (orchard mason bee)
Lineage: Eukaryota; Metazoa; Arthropoda; Insecta; Hymenoptera; Megachilidae
Gene: Atg13
Product: Autophagy-related 13
Biological process (GO): piecemeal microautophagy of the nucleus; protein localization to phagophore assembly site; autophagosome assembly
Cellular component (GO): Atg1/ULK1 kinase complex; phagophore assembly site; cytosol
Source: RefSeq, a predicted model, not a curated record
UGUUCUAUUAAAAGAUUACUGUAAGAAAGUAAUUCGUGAUCAAAUGUAACAACAAAUACUGUUUGUUGUAUAUUUCAUCAAGAUUUUGAACAUAUAUUUGAGUAACGCCAUUACGUUUGUUCGCGGUAGACUGGGGAUAGUGGCAGAUGCUUUUCGAACACAGCCUGAUUCUAUGAUUCAAAAUUUGCAAACUUUGAACUUUUUAACAAGGAAGUGCUUGUUCUUUGCCCUGUCUUACUUGGUAAUAGAUGUAAAUUACGUAUAAAAAUUUAAUGUACCCUUGACUCAGCGGAUCGAAGAUGAUAUGUUACUCAUGUGAACACUUCCUUUCUUAAGGUAAUUGCUGUACGAAACACGAUCGAUCCACAGCGUGGCAUAAAAAUAGUGAAAUAAGAACUAUACUCGAUGUUUAUACGUAUUAUUCGAGAAAAACAAUAUUCACGUUGAUCAGUCGAUUCGAAUAGUACUUUCGAAUAUAACUCUGCGGUUGAUCAAUGAUAGACUGAAUUCAAUUUAACAAAAUCAAAUCAUUUUAAUACGUAUCACCUGCCACGCAGCUGUAUACAACAUAAUGCAUCGAUAUGAUGUCUAUGCCAUUGUUAAAUUACUGUUUUUCGACUGGAAUAACUUCGUUAAUACAUUAUAGAAAGAAAAGGAAUCGCUUGCCGAUACGAGUGCGAUGAUUUACAUGUGCGAAUGUCGAAAACGAUCUCAUCGUCUAGUUUUCUAGAUAGCUGGAGGAAAUGUUUGGUACAUUCAAAAUUCUAUUCAGUUUAGUGGAAUUCGAUGUUUUUGAUUGGACAUCUGUGGUUUUUUAAAAAAGUAUUGCAUGAAACAAAGAGCACCAAAAUGUCUACAUUAAAACUGAGUAUGCAAGAUAAAAAGGACUUGGAUAAGUUCACCAAAUUUUUGGCAUUGAAAGCUGCUCAAAUUAUAGUGCAAUCGAGGUCAGGUGAAAAGGUCAGCACAAAGUGUAAGCCAAAUUCAUCUGGAACUGAUUGGUUCAACUUAGCUAUUCAUGAUGUACCAGAAGUUUUGGCAGAAGCAAAAAGGGCACUCUGUGGAGAAAUAGUAAAUUCAACCAUACCUCUAUGCAUUGAAAUUUCUCUAAGAACCGUUGAAGGUGACACAAUGGUUUUAGAAACAUGGAGUCUUGGUGUUCUACCAGAACAUAGCGAUCCUACUGUAAGAGUAACAUAUACAAUAUACAACAGGAUGGGUAUUUUAUUGAAAUCAUUGUUGUCUGUGUCAAGAAUUACUCCAGCUUAUAAAUUGAGUAGGAGACAAGGUCCAGAUUCCUAUGUUAUUUGUUAUAGAAUUUAUAUGGGAGAACCUCAGUUACAUACAUUAGGUGAUAAUUAUAAACAUGUGAGAGUAGGUCAGUUGUGUACACCUGUGGGUACAAUUCAUUUAUCAGUAUCAUAUAGAACAAAAAUGACUAUAUCUCCUACUCAUACUGGCCGUGAUUCAAUAAUGUUGAAGAGUGAUCAUUUUCAUUCUGACUUAAGUCCUCGUCACGCGAGAUAUCAACAAAGUGAAGAAACAUCAAAAUCGCUCAGCGAUACUAUUAAAGUUGGAGCCUUUGUUGUAAAUAAGCCUGUUACUGUUAACGAAGAGGACUUUGUUAUACCAGAUGUACCUUUUAGUUCGUUGCUAACUCCUAGACAAACAUCACCUCCUCCAGUAUCAGUAGCUGAGAUUACAGCUACAAAGACUGUAGUAACCGCUACUCUAACAGAUAGCAGUAACGGAAAUAAUGAAAGACUUACAAACGAUAAUACGACGUCGAAGUGCAACUCUCAGAAUGGAUCAAGGAGAAGUAGUUGCUCAAUGACCAGUGCCAACGACGAUUUUAUUAUGGUAGAUUUGAAAACUCCCUUCGCUGUGACAAACACCAACAGCGAUUUAGGAGCGUUCUAUCGCGAAUGUCAAAGUGCACCUCAACUUCAAGCUUUCAUGGAGGAAAGGACACUUGCAGAGCAAGUAGGAGACCUCACUAAACAGUUGGAAACAUUUGAAACAAAUAUGCGGCGGUAUGAGGAUAUUCUGUCGUCAUUAUGUCAAACAGAAAAUAAUAACUAAUGUCAAAAUCGAACAAUGCAAUGCUAGGUGCUUGAACAAGAAAUGCUGAUAUAUACAAGCUGCAUAUAGUAUUUCGUCAUAAAUUUAUGCGAUUUUCAUUACAUCCAUCCACAAUACAUAUUUAGACAACAGCAUUUCAAUAAAAUUUUUAGCCAAAUGCUAUCAAUGCUAGUGAUUACUCACGAAUAAAUUAAAUUUAAAAAUUUGCUGACAAAUCUAUUUAUAAAGUAUAAAAAUAAAAAUUGAUCGGCUAUAUUACCGAUGUAUGUGCAUUUGGCUUUGUAUGAUAGUUUAUUUAUUGUUUUUUUUCUACCAAGUUCUGAAAAAUUUUUUCUGCUGUAAAUCAGUAAUCAAAGUUGUUUCAUUUCAAACAAUCGUAAAUUAUUUUUACAUAUUUUUCACUCGCAUAAACUUAUAUCCUACAGUCUAUUGUAAGUCUAAUACAUGCUGUUAAAUAGUUUGUUGAUACGAUUGGUAUUGACGAACAGUGUCAACGAUCAUUAGUUUAAUAUAUUUUGAAAUUUCAAUUAAUUUAUUGCUUGUACAUAGUGUAAAUUGUACUUUAGCAUUAUAAUAUUGAUUGCUGAUUAUGAAGGAACUAUAUAACUUUUUCAUGUUUGAUUAUUCCAACAACCACUUAAUAAAUCAGGCUGUGCUGGUAAUUUGUGUAAAUAUUUUAUGCUUAAGGCGUUACGUACGAUUCCUAAUUAUGAUUAUUUAAUCAGUCACUUUUAGUUAUAAGAUACUGUCCAUGCACUAAUAAAAUUGUAAAAAGUUGAAAGAUUCAACUGUUUCUAUGUAAAUACAUUUUUAAUGAAA